GUAAUUUAUACACUUACACUUAACUGCUCAUCAUGUCUACUAACAAGGAAAUGAAAACCGCUACUGCUUCUACGCUCAAUCAGCAUGUUCAUCCUUUUGAUCAACUUACUGGUGAUGAAAUCAUUCAAACGGCUGCUAUUGUGCGUCAGGCCAAACCUGAAGUCGAUCUGGUGUUUAACACCAUCACUCUCAAGGAACCCAACAAGCAAGUCAUGCUUUCUUAUCUUGGUUGGGAUACCUCCAAGCCCCGUAUUACCAAGGUUGAACGUGAAGCUCUCGUUGUCAUUUUAGAGAAGGUUACCAUGAAGUGUUACGAAGCUAUUGUUUCUUUGACCCACAAUACACUCAAGUCUUGGACAUACAUGCCUGAUGUCCAACCUAUGUUGACUAUGGACGAUAUGUUUGAAGUCGAAGAGCUUGUCUUGAAGGACGAAAAGGUUAUUCAAGAAUGCCGUGAACUUGGUAUUACUGAUAUGUCUUGCGUUUUCAAUGAUCCUUGGGCUAUUGCUCGCCACGUCAGUCAUCCUGGUCGUGAAAAGCGUUUAAUGCAAGCUCUUAUGUAUAUGCGUACUUGUGAGGAAGAUAAUCAAUACGCUCACCCAUUGGAUUUCGUUCCUAUUAUCGAUUUGGGCUUAAAGAAGGUUAUUGCUAUCGAACGAAUUAAGCCUAGAGAUUCCAAGUACAGUCGUCCUACUAUUCCACUUCAACAGCACAACUUUUUACCUGAAUUUGUCGGUGAAGAAAAUUAUCGUAAGGACGUCAAGCCUAUUAUCAUUCAACAACCUCAAGGCGUUUCUUUCACUGUGAAGGGUAAUGAAAUUGACUGGCAAAAGUGGAAUUUGCGUAUCUCUAUGAACUAUCGUGAAGGUCUCGUUCUUCACAACAUCAGUUAUCAGGAUGGCCCUGAAAAGCGUCCUCUUUUCUACCGUAUUUCUCUUUCUGAAAUGGUUGUUCCUUAUGCUGAUACCAACACUCCCCAUCAUCGUAAACAUGCUUUUGAUGUCGGUGAAUACGGCCUUGGUCUUUGCACCAACAGUCUUCAACUUGGAUGUGAUUGUUUAGGUUCAAUCUAUUACUUUGAUGCUGUCUUCAACGACCAUAAUGGUCAACCAGUUGAAAUUCCUAGCGCCGUCUGUAUGCACGAAGAAGAUUAUGGUAUUUUGAUGAAGCACACUGAUUACCGUAACGGUCGUGCUCACACUAUCCGUUCCAGAAGAUUGGUUAUUUCUCAAAUUGUCACUGUUGCCAACUACGAUUACGGUCUUUACUACUAUUUCUAUCAAGACGGUACCUUUGAAUAUGAAGUUAAGGCUACUGGUGAGCUUAAUACUCAUGUUUUGGCUGAAGAUGAGUCAGCCGCCGGCAUGGGUACCAUUGUCGCUCCUCAAAUCAACGCUCAAUAUCACCAACAUUUCUUCACCAUGCGUAUCGACCCUAUGAUCGACGGUCAAAACAACUCUGUUCAACAAGUAGAUACCUAUACCUUACCCUAUCCUACUGGCCAUCCCAAGAACCCCUUUGGUAACGGUUUUACCUCUGAUUACACAAUUUUAAAAGACACCAAGGAAGGUCAACAAAAUGCUUGUUAUGAAACUCAACGUUUCUGGAAGAUCGUCAAUACAGACCGUAUUCACCCUUACAGUAAAACUCCUGUCGGUUGGAAGAUCUCCUCUGGUCACACCGCACCUUUCUUCGCAAAGGACGACUCACUUGUUGCUGAACGCGCUGGUUUCGCUAAGAAGACAUUGUGGGUCACUCCUUAUGAUGAGAAUCAAAUGUUUGCUGGUGGUUUCUACUGUAAUCAAUCCGGCGGCGAUGAUACGGUUGAAGUCUGGGCUAACCGUGAAGUCCAAGAUAUUCAACAAAAAGAUAUUGUUCUUUGGUACACUUUCGGUAUUACUCAUUUACCCAGAGUUGAAGAUUUCCCUAUUAUGCCUGUCGAAUACUGUGGUUUCACUAUUAAGCCUUGUAAUUUCUUCAUCGCUAAUCCUGCUCUUGACGUUCCUCCUACAAAUAAGAAGAUUAAUCACUCCGUUCUUGCUCACGAAAACUCAUCUAAAGGUGAAGGUCCCAAGUCCUGUUGUUCCACCAAGCUUUAAGUAAACCAUCAUAUCCCCCCUCCCCUGAGCAGUUCAUAUUUUUUUAAUUCUUGCUAAUACCAUACUAUACAAAUCACAAUUCACAAAACAUUACACACAAACAUUCUUAUUUAUCUAUAUGUAUUGUCUAACCAUUGCACCGCAACCUUUUUUUGUAAAUGCC
This is a messenger RNA of Mycotypha africana, 2262 nucleotides long. Its product is annotated as copper amine oxidase. The coding region runs from base 33 to 2099 and encodes 688 amino acids. Gene Ontology annotation, biological process: amine metabolic process. Gene Ontology annotation, molecular function: copper ion binding; quinone binding; primary methylamine oxidase activity. The record is from RefSeq and is a predicted model, not a curated record. The transcript is spliced from 2 exons. Lineage: Eukaryota; Fungi; Mucoromycota; Mucoromycetes; Mucorales; Mycotyphaceae.